AUGACGAGCAUGAGUGCCCAUGCGCCCGAGGCGUACACUUGUGACGUGCACUCUCAGCCCGGUCUUGAAGUAAACCAGGGUUACAAUGCACGCCCGCCGUACCACGACGAACUAGAGAUUAAACAUCAAGUCGUCCAACCGGAUCAUGCACCGCGAUACAGUUCUAUCGUUAACUCUCCCCUGCAAGAGCCUCGAAAGAAGGGAUUCAGCCUGUUGAUUGUCAUCAUUACUAUCCUGCUUACCACAAUCAUUGUCGGUGGCGCUGUGGGAGGUGGCCUGGGAGCUUCUUUAGCGAAUUGCGAUAGUAAUCAAAGUUCCUCAGAAAUAUCAACGACGACAGUAACCCACACCGUCACCCACACAUCCGCUUCCGCAGUUCCCACAACCAGCCUAAUAAAUUACACCGUGGCGGCCGCUUCAACGGUGUCGAGCCUCCAGAUGAACUGUCCAUCCAUCGACAAUAGCCUAUACUCAACACAUGCGCAGCAGAGCUUCCAGAUCUACUGCAACCACGACUUCUGGGCGGACCUGCCUGCCGCCUCUGGCGGGGUGAUUCGCAACUGGGCGGCCAUUGUCGCUUACACGGUCCACGACUGCAUCGAAGCAUGUUCGGCACUGAAUGUCCAAGCCGAUGCAUCGGGCGUCAACGUGCGGUGCCGGGCCAUGACCUUCAGGCGGGAUCUCGAGAGCCAGUUUGACAGUUCGGGCGGGAAUUGCUGGUUGAAGAACGAUACCAUUGCUGAUCUGGGCCAGGCUGUCAUGCAUGAUAUUGCCGUUAGUGCUGCAUUGUUGGAUAAUUAA
Messenger RNA from Rhinocladiella mackenziei CBS 650.93, 801 nucleotides. RefSeq lists its product as uncharacterized. Lineage: Eukaryota; Fungi; Ascomycota; Eurotiomycetes; Chaetothyriales; Herpotrichiellaceae. Bases 1 to 801 code for a protein of 266 amino acids. The record is from RefSeq and is a predicted model, not a curated record. The transcript is spliced from 2 exons.